CAUCCUAUUUGCGUAGAACAUAUUGUGGGGUUGGCGUACGGCUGCAUUGAAGGCGAUUAGACUGGGGGAUGUUGGCAUAGAUUCAACUCCUGUACGAUAUGUUCAACAACUCCGUUCUCGCAAACUUGAGCUCCUUCCUGUCUGCCCCACGGAGUUCGGCCAAGGGCCAAGCAGCAGUUGAGGAGGGGGCUCCGGGCCGAAAGGUACGUCUCAUUUGCCAACCUCUAGCUAGUGACAAACCCCUGACAGCGUUUUCCCAACCAACCAGGACGAGGCUGAACCUUCGUUCUAGCAAGGCAGCCAAAGCCGAAAACGGGCUUGCGCUUCAAAGCCCGAACUGGUGGAAGGCUGGGAAGGUCCAAAAUCCUGAUCGUAAAGCCUUGGCACAGUGCUGCAGCUCGAUGUGGAAGCUGAAGGAAAAAUUAAGAAAAUUAUGAUGUAAGUGCUAAGAUCGAAAACGCAAAGACGAGAAACAUGUAGAUCUGGGAUUUCGAUGUCCUGGCCCC
Molecule: messenger RNA, 506 nt
Organism: Hyaloscypha bicolor E
Lineage: Eukaryota; Fungi; Ascomycota; Leotiomycetes; Helotiales; Hyaloscyphaceae
Exons: 1
Coding region: 99-437 (112 amino acids)
Source: RefSeq, a predicted model, not a curated record